Loa loa (African eye worm) is the source of this 478-nucleotide messenger RNA. RefSeq lists its product as hypothetical. NCBI's taxonomy places the organism in Eukaryota, Metazoa, Nematoda, Chromadorea, Rhabditida, Onchocercidae. Gene Ontology annotation, cellular component: cell surface. Bases 13 to 450 code for a protein of 145 amino acids. The record is from RefSeq and is a predicted model, not a curated record. The transcript is spliced from 3 exons.
AAUUGCAGCAAAAUGCUUCAUGUAUUACUUUUAUGUCUUUUCAAUUUACCCCGCAUAUUUGGUGCAUUUGGUGGUUUAGUCGGUCGAACACAAAGUGCCGGUAUUGAAGGUACACUUAUGUGUAACGGAAAACCACUUGGUGGUGUUCUUGUCAAGUUAUAUGAUGAUGAUAGAGGCAUUGAUUCAGAUGAUUUAAUGGCAGAAGGUAGGACAAAUAAUAAAGGUUAUUUUCAUCUUUCUGGUUAUACCAGUGAAGUAUCAACAAUCGAUCCAAAACUUAACAUUUAUCAUGAUUGCAACGAUGAAUUGAUUCCUUGUCAACGUAAAAUUAGCAUAAUGAUACCUGAUGGUUAUAUAAGUACUGGGAAAACACCAAGCCGAUUUUAUAAUGCGGGAAAUCUUGAACUUUCUGGUAAGUUCAAAGGUGAAACACGUGAUUGUAUUCAUUAAAUUUUGGAAUUUAUAAAUUGUAUGUAGC